This is a messenger RNA of Acaulospora colombiana, 3165 nucleotides long. The record is from the annotation of a GenBank genome assembly. Lineage: Eukaryota; Fungi; Glomeromycota; Glomeromycetes; Diversisporales; Acaulosporaceae.
AUGGUGGGAAUGGAGACGAACACUGGUGGUGAAAAAAAGAGAUUACCCAAAAUCAUAGAUUAUGACGGAAUAAGUUCGGAUGAAGAGGAAAUAUUUGAGGAGGACGAUUAUGAUCUCAUAAAAUCAAGCAACGAACCUUACAUUCUCUUUCGAAGAUUAGGCUACUUUGCACUCGACAGUAACGAGAGAGCCAAUUACAAGGCCCGAGAAUUGAAAUCUGUGCGACUGGAUACCGAAGGUGAAUACAUAAGGUUGGUUGCUCGCCGCUGUCACACGAACCAUCUCAACCAAUAUAAUCAGGUCGGUAUUGUGGGAAUAGCGGUCAUGGGUGAACCCGUCGAUUACUUACUAGCCGGCGAAAGUCAAAAGAUCCCGAUAGAGCAUGCCGAUGGAGGUCCGUCACGCGUAGCGUCGCCCGAUAUGUGUAUCAUACCGGUCAUCCAAGAUAACCAUUGGAUGAUAAAUGGCAACCCCAAUGAUCAAAGAAAUUUUGUCUCACUUCAUUCCAUCCUCUCGGACGCAUCACCUCCGGAAAAUGAUGGUUCAGCCACCUUGUCCCAACCACCUCAACCACCGAAAAAAGUCACCAACCCUAUUACCUCCAAUGACUUCUUGCUGAACGAAGAGGAGACAGCCCAAUUACUAGCUGCGUUCGGCAGGGCAAAAGCCAACGCGGUAAAAGGUGUGUACGUGGAAGAUUUUCACUUGGCCAAAGUUUUAAAAUAUGCGAUCGAACUUGUUACAAAGGCUGCCGAGGACGCAAUGAAACUUGAAUCUCUGAAGAAACAGGCGGUCGAAGAGGAAGAUUUUGAUAAUGCCGAAAAGUACAAGGUAACUGUUAUUUUGAAUCCUACACGGUCCUUGGGACGUGAUAUCGAGUUACUUAGGGAUGAUAUCCGCAAUGCCCUACUUGACGAGGGUUUGGACUUGGAUGAUUCAGGAGAGGUGACUGUUUAUGAUCCACAAUUAGCAGACAUUAUUGGAUUGGCGGAUGAUGUCAUCGAGGAAACGACAAAGAGUCGAACGAGCAGCAAUGCUUCAGUGAGCCGAGUCAACUCUUCGAAAGGUCCAUCGAACGGUGACUCGAAUAAACAUCAACCGAUGACACCAAUGACCCCCUCUCAAUGGACACCUCUGGCGGACGAAAGGCCUCUACCAGCCUUGUCUAAUUCAAAUUCUUGUCAAACCCCAAACAACGUCCCCACGGAUCCGUUCGAUGAUGGUCCCGAAGAUCUAUCGGAUCUGGCCCGUGUCGCUUUCUCCUUAUCUAUCCAGUACUUUGGAGAGUACGUCGUCGCUUGCAUGCUGUCAAAAAAGUUCUUGUUAAGAGACUCUGCAUUAGUCGAGGUCACCAAGAGAGUUGACAUCAAUUUUGGAGACGGUAAAGAUGUUGAGGGUGUUGAUAAGAUUGCACUGAUUAAGGCCACCUUCCAAAUUAUACAAGAAGCAAUGAACGACAAUCGAGAGAAGCUUACGUUGGCAACAUUGACACUUUGGGAGACGCUGACGGUACCGAUAGCCCAUACCUGGAAACUGGUAGAACAAAAUUAUGAGCUGCUGUUUAGCAAGAUAUCGGAUUCGAAUUCGCGCAUAAAACAAAGUUCCACCAAGUUCUUCUGCUACCUCGCCAAAACCUAUCGAAAUCAAAAUUAUUCGAUCCUCGCGCUGGCCCUCAAGCCUGCAAAGACACCAAACCAACCACUUAAAACGGCAAAGGCGAAGGUCGAGCUCGUCACCAAGUUGGUCGAAGAAUUUGGUGUGUCUUUAAAUAAAAAGAGCAAGACCGAUAAGGAAGGUGGGAUAAGUCUUGAGGCCGUUAUGCAAUUGUCCGUCUCAUACCUUAACAAUAACCACGGAGAUGUCCGCGAGUCCGCUGUGAAACUAGUGGUCGAGAUUGUGAAGCGUGCCGGCAGGGAAAAAGUUGAAGGAUUCAUUUCCGAUAUAAAACCUAUGCUCCUGGAAACAAUUUGGAAUCUGGUGACCGAAUACGAGGAGGAAACGGGUAAGGUUGCAGGACAAGUACCCUCACCACCACCAUCACCAAAGGUCACGCCAAAGGGUCUCACCGAGGAAGAAAAAGAGGCCCUGAAAGAUUUUGAGGUGGAUGAAACUUUGCUCAAGGCUCCAUUAGCAAAACGUGGGACAAUGACACGAAUUGAGCAACAGUUGAUGGAAUUGCGUUCAAUGUUCAACAACACCAAUUACAUCAUCAAAGAUGAUUACGAUACGUAUAUCGCAAAUUCGACCAAACCCAUACUCGCGCCCGAGGAUUAUGAGGUCGGGGUGGAGGAAGUUGAGAAGACCAAAGAACCUGAACCUCAGCCCGAACCAACAAAAAAGUCAUCCACCGCACAUGGAAGCAAGUCAUCCACUCCGGCAAGCAAGUCCACAAAGAAGCCAAAGGCCGACGGUCAGAAAACAUCGACCGCGAAAGCCUCUAAAAACAAUGCACCGUCGAAAGACACCACUUCAAGAACAGGGUCGUCAGGAAGUGCUCGAAAGGUCUCGGUGGCUUCAGCAACCACAUGUGAUGAACCCGAAGAAAUUUCUGCCAGUAACGAGGCCAAGGGAGACAGGUGCUGCAUCUUUUGUGAUGAACGCAACGACCGGUUCACCGAGGAUAACUUGGUGACGCAUUACUGGAAUGAUUGUCCAGUGUUAACCAAAUGCCGUCUGUGUAACAUCAUCCUUGAAAUCUCGACACUUGACGAUCAUAUGCUGACCGAUUGCGACAAGAGCAGAUUUGUAAAACAAUGCCCUCGUUGUCGAGAAGUCAUUGAUGCCGACGACUAUCUAGAACACACAGCGAAGCAAACCUGCUUGGUUAUAAGGGAUGACAUAGUUCGUUGUCCGCUUUGUAAGACGAUGGUUAAACCGGCAACCGAGGCUGGAUGGAAAGCACAUCUGCUGGAUCCUAAUGGAUGUCCAAAGAAUCGUAGAAAGGAGAAUCAUCGAUCGAACGCCCCCUCGAUGGUGAAAGAGAUGGAACACGCAGCUGCGGCAAGCUCGAAACGAGGGGAAAAACGACCAUCAUCAAAAGUUGACGCUCCAAAAACAUCAUCGGUGGCCUCGAAAACCUCGAGCCGAAGCAAGCUUGCUGCCUCGAGCGGAAAGGAUAAAGUUAAAAAGGCGACGACCAACAAAGUCUCAAAGGUUAAGAAAUAA